GUUUUAUGCGAGCGCCGAGCAGAGCCGCGCCGCGCCACGCCGCUUGGCAAACAUUAGAGCGUAUAAAUAUGCCGACAAAUUGCGACUAUUAAUCAUUCGACCCAUAGAUUCCAUCGAUAAAACAAUUAGCUUGGAGAUCUAUACUCAAAAUGAAACUUUUCAUUGCGUGCAUCUUCAUUGCCGCCGCGACGGCUGCAGUGAUUCCUGUCGAACAAGCCAGGCACCGUCGCGACGUCUCCGAGAUCGUGAACGAUUACGUCCCGCCAGCAGAGGAAGUUGCCCUCGAUGCUCCCCUCGGAGAGAUCGCCCAAGACUCGGCUGUCGUGGGAGAGGAUGGAUACCGCUACAAGACCGUGCGUCGCCUGAAGUACCGCCAGCGUCGGGAUGUGUCCGAGAUCGCCAACGAAUAUCUGCCCCCAUCCGAGGAGGUUGUCACCGAGGCUCCUCUUGAGGAAGCUCCCGUCGAAGAAGCCAGCCAGGAUUCCGCUGUUCUCGCUGCUGAUGGAUACCAGUAUAAGACCGUGCGUCGCCUGAAGUACCGCCAGCGUCGUGAUGUCUCCGAGAUCGCCAACGAUUAUCUGCCCCCAUCUGAAGAGGUUGCCACUGAGGCUCCUCUUGCGGACGCUCCUGUCGAGGAAGCCAGCCAGGAUUCCGCUGUUCUCGCUGCUGAUGGAUACCAGUAUAAGACCGUGCGCCGCCUGAAGUACCGCCAGCGUCGGGAUGUCUCCGAGAUCGCCAACGAAUAUCUGCCCCCAUCCGAGAAGGUUGUCACCGAGGCUCCUCUUGAGGAAGCUCCCGUCGAAGAAGCCAGCCAGGAUUCCGCUGUUCUCGCUGCUGAUGGAUACCAGUAUAAGACCGUGCGCCGCCUGAAGUACCGCCAGCGUCGUGAUGUCUCCGAGAUCGCCAACGAUUAUCUGCCCCCAUCUGAAGAGGUUGCCACUGAGGCUCCUCUUGCGGACGCUCCUGUCGAGGAAGCCAGCCAGGAUUCCGCUGUUCUCGCUGCUGAUGGAUACCAGUAUAAGACCGUGCGCCGCCUGAAGUACCGCCAGCGUCGUGAUGUCUCCGAGAUCGCCAACGAAUAUCUGCCCCCAUCCGAGGAGGUUGUCACCGAGGCUCCUCUUGAGGAAGCUCCCGUCGAAGAAGCCAGCCAGGAUUCCGCUAUUCUCGCUGCUGAUGGAUACCAGUAUAAGACCGUGCGCCGCCUGAAGUACCGCCAGCGUCGUGAUGUCUCCGAGAUCGCCAACGAUUAUCUGCCCCCAUCUGAAGAGGUUGCCACUGAGGCUCCUCUUGCGGACGCUCCUGUCGAGGAAGCCAGCCAGGAUUCCGCUGUUCUCGCUGCUGAUGGAUACCAGUAUAAGACCGUGCGCCGCCUGAAGUACCGCCAGCGUCGUGAUGUCUCCGAGAUCGCCAACGAAUAUCUGCCCCCAUCCGAGGAGGUUGUCACCGAGGCUCCUCUUGAGGAAGCUCCCGUCGAAGAAGCCAGCCAGGAUUCCGCUAUUCUCGCUGCUGAUGGAUACCAGUAUAAGACCGUGCGCCGCCUGAAGUACCGCCAGCGUCGUGAUGUCUCCGAGAUCGCCAACGAAUAUCUGCCCCCAUCCGAGGAGGUUGUCACCGAGGCUCCUCUUGAGGAAGCUCCCGUCGAAGAAGCCAGCCAGGACUCCGCUGUUCUCGCUGCUGAUGGAUACCAGUAUAAGACCGUGCGCCGCCUGAAGUACCGCCAGCGUCGUGAUGUCUCCGAAAUCGCCAACGACUACCUGCCCCCAUCUGAGGAGGUUGUUGCUGAUGCUCCAGUCGAGGAGGUUCCCGUCGAAGAAGCCAGCCAGGACUCCGCUGUUCUCGCUGCUGAUGGAUACCAGUAUAAGACCGUGCGCCGCCUGAAGUACCGCCAGCGUCGUGAUGUCUCCGAGAUCGCCAACGAAUAUCUGCCCCCAUCUGAAGAGGUUGCAACUGAGGCUCCUCUUGCGGACGCUCCUGUCGAGGAAGCCAACCAGGAUUCCGCUGUUCUCGCUGCUGAUGGAUACCAGUAUAAGACCGUGCGCCGCCUGAAGUACCGCCAGCGUCGUGAUGUCUCCGAAAUCGCCAACGACUACCUGCCCCCAUCUGAGGAGGUUGUUGCUGAUGCUCCAGUCGAGGAGGUUCCCGUCGAAGAAGCCAGCCAGGAUUCCGCCGUUCUCGCUGCUGAUGGAUACCAGUAUAAGACCGUGCGCCGCCUGAAGUACCGCCAGCGUCGUGAUGUCUCCGAAAUCGCCAACGACUACCUGCCCCCAUCUGAGGAGGUUGUUGCUGAUGCUCCAGUCGAGGAGGUUCCCGUCGAAGAAGCCAGCCAGGACUCCGCUGUUCUCGCUGCUGAUGGAUACCAGUAUAAGACCGUGCGCCGCCUGAAGUACCGCCAGCGUCGUGAUGUCUCCGAGAUCGCCAACGAAUAUCUGCCCCCAUCCGAGGAGGUUGUCACCGAGGCUCCUCUUGCGGACGCUCCUGUCGAGGAAGCCAACCAGGAUUCCGCUGUUCUCGCUGCUGAUGGAUACCAGUAUAAGACCGUGCGCCGCCUGAAGUACCGCCAGCGUCGUGAUGUCUCCGAAAUCGCCAACGACUACCUGCCCCCAUCUGAGGAGGUUGUUGCUGAUGCUCCAGUCGAGGAGGUUCCCGUCGAAGAAGCCAGCCAGGAUUCCGCUGCUCUCGCUGCUGAUGGAUACCAGUAUAAGACCGUGCGCCGCCUGAAGUACCGCCAGCGUCGUGAUGUCUCCGAGAUCGCCAACGAAUAUCUGCCCCCAUCCGAGGAGGUUGUCACCGAGGCUCCUCUUGAGGAAGCUCCCGUCGAAGAAGCCAGCCAGGAUUCCGCUGUUCUCGCUGCUGAUGGAUACCAGUAUAAGACCGUGCGCCGCCUGAAGUACCGCCAGCGUCGUGAUGUCUCCGAAAUCGCCAACGACUACCUGCCCCCAUCUGAGGAGGUUGUUGCUGAUGCUCCAGUCGAGGAGGUUCCCGUCGAAGAAGCCAGCCAGGAUUCCGCCGUUCUCGCUGCUGAUGGAUACCAGUAUAAGACCGUGCGCCGCCUGAAGUACCGCCAGCGUCGUGAUGUCUCCGAAAUCGCCAACGACUACCUGCCCCCAUCUGAGGAGGUUGUUGCUGAUGCUCCAGUCGAGGAGGUUCCCGUCGAAGAAGCCAGCCAGGACUCCGCUGUUCUCGCUGCUGAUGGAUACCAGUAUAAGACCGUGCGCCGCCUGAAGUACCGCCAGCGUCGUGAUGUCUCCGAGAUCGCCAACGAUUAUCUGCCCCCAUCUGAAGAGGUUGCCACUGAGGCUCCUCUUGCGGACGCUCCUGUCGAGGAAGCCAGCCAGGAUUCCGCUGUUCUCGCUGCUGAUGGAUACCAGUAUAAGACCGUGCGCCGCCUGAAGUACCGCCAGCGUCGUGAUGUCUCCGAGAUCGCCAACGAAUAUCUGCCCCCAUCCGAGGAGGUUGUCACCGAGGCUCCUCUUGAGGAAGCUCCCGUCGAAGAAGCCAGCCAGGAUUCCGCUGUUCUCGCUGCUGAUGGAUACCAGUAUAAGACCGUGCGUCGCCUGAAGCUGCGUCACCGCCGUGCCCUGUAAGCACUGAGAAAUGUACCUGCGGCUCGUUCACGACUCGAAUCAUUCACCCCCCUCGCCCCACCAAGAACAACCACUAUUAGGCUUUAAGUAAGAACGACUUCUGUUUGCUAUUGUUUAACGAUUGAAAUCAACGAAAUAAAUCCAACGAAAAUUGUUAUAGUAUACAUCGUACAU
Drosophila pseudoobscura is the source of this 3758-nucleotide messenger RNA. RefSeq lists its product as uncharacterized. The record is from RefSeq and is a predicted model, not a curated record. Lineage: Eukaryota; Metazoa; Arthropoda; Insecta; Diptera; Drosophilidae. Gene Ontology annotation, molecular function: calcium ion binding. The transcript is spliced from 2 exons. Gene Ontology annotation, biological process: negative regulation of protein sumoylation. Bases 150 to 3584 code for a protein of 1144 amino acids.